AUGUUUAGGGGCCCCUCAGUGGCCUGUAGGGGUCUCUGGUGGUCCAGAUCCGGCCGCUAUCUGGCCUUCAUUAGAAUAGAUGAUCAUCGGGUGCCACUAAUACAGUAUCCCCUCUUCGAGCAUCAACAGUAUCCGACGAUGAACAAAAUACCGUACCCGAAAACAGGUGUCAAACACCUGCCCGAAGUAACAGUUCAUAUUUGGGACAAGAAAACAAGAAUAGUACGACAAAUGGAUAUCACCCUUCGAGACAAAAGCUUGGCAACUUAUUUGUUCUCAGGCUCCUGGAUAUCACUAUACGGCGAGGAUCUCUUCGUUGCCGUAUUUGCUAAUCGCUAUCAAAACAUUACAUCAAUCACGCUUUGUACUUUUGAUUCCGGAAAAUGCGUCUUGGUGCGGUUACAUUUUUCAUUUAAAAAAAAAACUGUUAUAACCCCACUAAAGAUAAAGAAUUUCGACCAGUACUACGGCAUCGAUCGGCAUCGAUUAUGGGCUGAGCCAGAAAAUCAUCGUAUCCAGCAUUUCUCAAACGAUUCCUACUUUGUUUGUUUGCCCGGCAAAUCUGCCAACGGCGAAAUAUUUACUCAAGUUGCUCGUGUAACUGUGCCGAGGAAUCUCACCAAUGGCCGCGCAGUACUUAUCACAUCGGGUAACUACGAUGUAACAUCAAUCAAUGGUUACAAUCCGAAAACCGGGCUGGUAUAUUUUAUGGCCGCAUCGCCAUUGCCCUCUCAAAGACAUCUCUACGCAACAUCACAUCAUGCGGCCAAAAUUGACAGUCCAGCAAAAUGCGUUACGUGUGGCGUCGCGCCGGAAUGCACAUUCCAGGAUGUGAUGUUCUCCAGAGAUGCUGACCAGUAUAUCUUGAGCUGUCGAGGGCCCGGGGUACCACGAGCUUUUCUCUCAUCGAUCUCUUCGAACAAUUCGUUAACGGAAGAGUUGACGGACUGGAAGAAACUGGAACAAAAGUAUAACGAAAAAGCACUGGCAACAGCGAGGUACGAAAAUGUUACCCUCUCCAGCGGAUAUGGUAAGCACUGUUAUCACCCAGAAAGCCGUUGCAAAGUUGCAAAGGUAAAAAUGUUGCUGCCACCGGGCUUUGAUCAGGGAUCAUUGGAUGCGAGAUUUCCAGUAAUUGUUUCUGUAUAUGCAGGGCCGGGAUCGCAGAAAGUCACGGAGGAAGUAACGCCGAAUACAUUAGACAUGUUUCUAGCUUCAAACACGAAGUACAUUGUUGUAUACAUAGACGGUCGAGGAUCCGGUAUGAGAGGUUGGAAGUACAAAGAGCCGGUCUAUGGACGUCUUGGCACCGUCGAAAUUGAUGAUCAGAUCGAAACAAUGAAGUAUACAUCUGAGACUUUAUACAAACAAUUUUUUGUUGUAGUCAAACUACAAAGGUUCCUGUGGUUUUUCAGAAUUUUGGCUGCCAAGCAUCGUUUCAUUGAUUCCAAGCGGAUUGGAAUAUGGGGAUGGAUGCCACUUACACGGAGCGUUACAUGGGCGAUGCAUCGGAGCUUGCAUACGAAAGAGCGAAUCUUGUUCGCAAUAAUUAUGCUAAUCUAUGUUUGUGACCCCAGAAAUUAUCAUUUUACAGAUAAUGUGCAUUUGCAAAAUUCGGCGGAACUAAUCCGAGCAUUGGGUGAAGAAAACAUACAGUUUCAACUGAUGGUAUGCAGAUUUUUUCACCUGAAUUAA
Gongylonema pulchrum is the source of this 1695-nucleotide messenger RNA. The record is from the annotation of a GenBank genome assembly. Lineage: Eukaryota; Metazoa; Nematoda; Chromadorea; Rhabditida; Gongylonematidae.